Messenger RNA from Bradysia coprophila, 2828 nucleotides. It is a transcript of the gene Dhit, whose product is annotated as regulator of G protein signaling double hit. The record is from RefSeq and is a predicted model, not a curated record. Lineage: Eukaryota; Metazoa; Arthropoda; Insecta; Diptera; Sciaridae.
UACAACGAAUACUGGUAGUACUGGUAGAUUUUUCGGUUUCGCCCUUACACGACAAAACUAAGAAGUUGGGCGCCGUGACUUAUUUCAUGGAAAAUUGACGCCUUUCCGUGGAAAUCGAACUGGGUCACAAAAAAAUAUUGACGGGCCACCAUCGGUUGAUAAGCGGAAAAAGUUUUUUGUUUUUGUUUAGUGUUUGUGUCCGAAAAAAACGGUGUAACAAUCGAAAGAAAACCAGUUUCCAAACCGAGUCGAUUUUCCAUGGAACGUUUUGUGUGAAACGAAAAAAGUUUUUUUUUUUUUGGUGUGACACGGAUACAUUGCUUUAACCAGAGAAAAUUGGAUAGAGGUAAAAAAAAAGUGAAUUUCGUGUUUUAAAUAGAAAAGCGUCGUUGUUUGCAAUUGAAAUUGAUCGAAUUAUCGUUCUGUGGAUACUGGGGUGGUCAAUAGUGGGAAUAAAAGUCGGCAUAAGAAAACACGAAAAAUAAUCGAAAGCCUAAGAAUAAGUGUUCGUUUGUGUUUUGUAGUGAAAUAUUUUCUUGUUCUCAGUCUUUAUUGGUAAAAUCCAACAGAUAAACGAAAGUUGUCCUAAGCGUCGACUGUUUUAUGCAUCGAUUUGUGUGUGAUUUGGUUUAGUUAAUCGAAAUAUUUUCUCGUGCAAUUGUCAUGUCGAUGUGAAAUUUUCGUUCUACAUUUUUUCUACCAAUUCGAAAAGAAGGAAUUUUUUUUUUCAUUUUAUCGCUGAGAAAGACACACAUUCACCAAUACAUGCACACACAUACACACUGAGACAACAUACACCAUUUGGAGGAAACAUACCCGUAAAACGGUUUUUCCAACUUUUCAUUAUUCUACCCAUCCAUCCACAUUCUGUGUAUGUUAAAUUCCUCUGUGUGUGACGAUGAUGAGCAUAUAUUUGGUUGGAACGUGAAAAUGUGUUUGAUUAGAGGAAAAAGCAAGUGCUGUUGAAGAUUUAUGUUAAUUGGUCUUUAAUUAGUGGUUUUAUAUCGACGCAGACAGAAAAUAUACCAACGACAACAACAACAAAGAACAGAAAAAAUAAACCGAAAAAGAAGAAAACUUCAACACUCACCGAUUUCCCCAUUUACAGAUUUCAUUUGGAUUAUCCACUCGUGGUUAACCAUCAGAGAGUUGCAAUCGGGAACAAAUCAUGGCGAAUUGUAUUAGACGGGGGACCGAAUCAGUCACCCCAACAAAUAAAACACUGGCCUCGUAAAGGAGUUGUGCACAACAGCAACUCUUCACUGAUGUCCUGUAGCGUAUCUGAGCUGCCAACGGGGUGUCGACUCCGAGGCAUGGGCUCGGGAACGCAAGGUGGUCCAUUGACAACCGCAUUGACUGGACCACCGGAAACUAAUUCAAAUGUGGGACCCCUACAACGACCUACUUCGCAGAAACCGUGCUGUUUUUGUUGGUGCUGCUGUUGUUCAUGUUCGUGGGCUAAAUGUUUGGCAAUAAAAAGUGCAGAAGACAAUGGACCUACUAGAAGAGACCCAGCUACGGAUCUUUUAUGUGAUGGUGAACAACCAACGUUAGACGAAAUUAGAAGUUGGGGUAAAAGCUUUGAUAAAUUAAUGAGAAGUCCAGGUGGUCGUAAAGUAUUUCGUGAUUUUCUUCGUUGCGAAUAUAGCGAAGAGAACAUUUUAUUUUGGUUAGCCUGCGAAGAAUUGAAAAAGGAAACCAAUCCGGAAGCGAUAGAGGAAAAGGCCCGAUUUAUUUAUGAAGACUAUAUAUCGAUUUUGUCACCGAAAGAAGUAUCUUUAGAUUCACGUGUACGAGAAAUAGUUAAUAGAAAUAUGGUGGAACCAACGCCACACACGUUUGACGAAGCUCAACUACAAAUUUAUACAUUAAUGCAUAGAGAUUCGUAUCCGAGGUUCAUCAACUCACCCCUAUUCAAAGCCCUAGCCCAAAUACCUGAAGGAGUAUCAGCAUCAGGAUCACAAUCAGAAAGUCCAACUUAGUCUUUUUAAUCGAUAAGUGAAUUCUAAUUAAUUUUUGAGCCGUUUCGCGUUGAAACAGUUAAUAUAAAACAGAAAAGUUUAGAAAAGAUGAAGAAAACUUUCAAUCAUUCACCCCAUUAUAAGAAUAUAGAAGAUACCAAAAAGAAAAAGAAAAAUUUCUGAUAAAAAAAUGUAACUCAAAAAGUAAAAAAUUAAGCAAACCAAUUUACAAAAUGAUGAUGAUGAUGAUCAUGAUGAUGAUAAUAUUAUACAACCAGCGCUAUUUAUAAAAAGGAAAAAUCAACACACACAAAAACAUAAAAUCUUAAAUUACAAAAAUAUUUAGCAUUUAAACUAGUAAAAAAGGAACAAAAUAACGAAACAAAUAAAUUUCUUAAUUUUUAAAAAGAUAUGAGAUAAAGGAGUAGAAGAAGCAGAAGAAGAAAACGUUAAAAGCAAAUGCAUAAAUAAAAACAAAACCUAAAAAUUUAAGAGAAAAACAAAAAAGAAAGAAAAAAUGACUUUUUUAUAUAAAUUAUAUAAAAAUGGAUGUUCAACGUAUUGUUCAACUUUACAUUCAAACACAAAGAUUAAAGUUAAAUUCAAAACUAAAUGUAAAUUUAAAAAGUGAAUCCAAUCGGAGAGAAAAACCAAAUUUAGUUGGAUUAUAAACAAACAAAAACAAAAUGCAAAAAACAUUUUUUUAGAACAUUUAGAGCAAUUAAUUUUUAAAAAUUAAAAAAUUUUUAAAUAAUAUUUAAUGAAUCAACAAAACAAAAAUGAAAACAAAACAAACAAGCAGGAGAAGAAGAUGAUAAAAAUGAUUUAACGAUUAUAACAUUAAACAUUAGUGAACCCUUAAAUUAA